GUUUUUUUUUUGUGGUAAUCCACACCGGCAUAUAACAUUUAACCCUGAUGUCGGGCGAUUGAAAGCUCCUUAAGUGGCAAGUGGAGAUCCACCACACUGAAAAAAACAAAAACAAGAUCACUUCGAUUAUUUUUGUAUCAUCACUUGUUGCGUUUUUGAAUUUGAAGCUAUUUUGGGCUAUUGUUUCAAAACUUGGUACAACUUAUAAGGCAUUCCGAUCACUAUGCUCUUAUUAAGCACUAUUCAAUAUUUUUUCCCCUGUGCAGUGUGAACUGCCAUUUAAAAAUAAUUGUAAAUAGGUUUUUGUUUUUCCCAUCGUCUGCUAUUUUUAGCCGCCAAUAAGAAUUUGCUUAGGGCUUUAUCUGGCUCCCAAGAAGAAGAGUGCGAAAAGGGUAACGACUACGUUGUUCCCGGCACGUUAACACAAAAAUUGUGCGUAAACAAAAUUGUAAACAAAGAUUACGUAGUAAUCUACCAUAUCUCUGCAUGCUUUUGUAAUAUGUGGGCGCUAUAGUGGGCGUGGUCUUUGACAUUGAAACAUUGUAUUGGCAAAAAAAAACUAUUGCUAGUUUUUACGGGUUGUAGGCGAUAGUGUAACAUUAAUAUAGGUUAUAACUUAUAUACUAGAUCUAUAUAUACUAGAUUUAAGUACUGUCGUGCAAAUUGUAAGCAGAUAACACUAAUUGGAACACCAUAGCAUGCAUAUAAGAGCAAAUUGUAUUUGUGAAAGUCCAGAGAAAAUCUUAAAAUGUCAGUCUUUACGGUCACUAUAUUCGUACUAUCACUAGUUCUCCAUAGUCUGGCCGAGAAUUUUUGCAGGCAGGAUCUCUGUUCCAAAGGAACCACCCAUAUAGCGUGUCAGAAUGUAAACGGAUCCUUUGGUAGCUCUUGUCCCAAAGAUGCAACCGUGAUUAAACUCAAUCUUGGGGAUAAAAAUGCUCUGAUCAAGGCCCACAACUUGGUGAGACAAAAGUGGGCUAGUGGCAAGGCAAAAAUUAAAAGGACCGCCUGCAAAAUGGCCAAAAUGGAAUGGAAUAAGGACCUGGAAAAGAUGGCACUUUUAAAUGCCAAAACAUGUCUUAUGGGACAUGAUGAGUGUCACAAUACGGAAAAGUUUCGGCUAUCUGGACAGAAUCUAUUCGCCAUGGGAUUUUGGCAUACUGGGAUAACGAAAACUAAGAUGAAUAUGACGUUAAGCAUGCUCUUCGAGACGGCAGUUCAAAAGUGGGCAGGCGAGGAAAAGGACAUUACCGCCGAGGACUUAAAGAAAACGCCCCUUAAUCCACCAGAAGUUAUUGGCCACUUGACCGUUUUGAUCAACGAGAAAAGUAACGCUGUGGGUUGUGGCUUAGUUUCAUAUAAUCUGGGUAUAAUCAGGCGAUACAAUCUGGCCUGUAACUACGCUCAUACAAAUGUUAUUGGCGAGCGUGUUUAUGAAGAAUGCGCCAAGGCAGGCAGUGAGUGCCCAAAGGGAGUUGACUUAAAGUAUCCACCGCUAUGUGCAAAAAUACAAUGAUUUUAAAGCGAUUUAG
Messenger RNA from Drosophila simulans, 1532 nucleotides. Its product is annotated as antigen 5 like allergen Cul n 1. The transcript is spliced from 3 exons. The coding region runs from base 749 to 1516 and encodes 255 amino acids. Lineage: Eukaryota; Metazoa; Arthropoda; Insecta; Diptera; Drosophilidae. The record is from RefSeq and is a predicted model, not a curated record.